This is a messenger RNA of Moneuplotes crassus, 465 nucleotides long. NCBI's taxonomy places the organism in Eukaryota, Ciliophora, Spirotrichea, Euplotida, Euplotidae. The record is from the annotation of a GenBank genome assembly.
UUUGUUUUGAAUAUUAACAUUAAAUAUGUGAGGUGAUAUCUUUGACUGCCCUUUUGAUUAUAAAUGCUGUUCUAACCACGAAUGAAUCAGAACUUAUGAGACCUGACCUUUUGUACUUGAAACUUGGAUGAUAGUGGUGAUUGUUAUAGUAGGAAUUGUGGCAGUCUCAGCUGGGAUAGGUGCUAUUGUGUUCUUUUGUAUUAGGUCUCGAAAGAGAGCAAGCCAGAAUAGGUAUUAUCAGAUGCAUAAACAACAUCAGUAUAAUCCACAGCAAGCAUUUCCUACUCCUCAGUACCAACAACCGAAUGUUACCGGGCAACCAGUGUACAAUCCCUCUUCACCAGUGUAUAAACAGCCAGGAGCAUAUAAUAACCAAGUUGGAUUUAGGCCAGCUCAAAAUCAAAACUUGACCCAGCCACAGACCCAGUUUCCACAAAAUUAGAUUUUUCAAUUGAUUAGAUGUGA